This is a messenger RNA of Pelobates fuscus (common spadefoot toad), 6251 nucleotides long. RefSeq names its product formin like 1 (gene FMNL1). NCBI's taxonomy places the organism in Eukaryota, Metazoa, Chordata, Amphibia, Anura, Pelobatidae. Gene Ontology annotation, molecular function: actin filament binding; small GTPase binding. The record is from RefSeq and is a predicted model, not a curated record. Gene Ontology annotation, biological process: cortical actin cytoskeleton organization; cell migration; regulation of cell shape. Gene Ontology annotation, cellular component: cytosol. Bases 395 to 3931 code for a protein of 1178 amino acids. The transcript has 26 exons.
GCUGAUUGGAGAAUGAUGGUGCAAUAGUUUGUCUAUUUUAUUUUUUGGGGAUGGGCCCCUUUCACUACGAAAAAAGCCAGAAAUAUUUUUUUUCCAAACCAUCUAAGAGAUACUUUUUAUUUAUUUUUUUUGUGUUUUUUUUUUAAUCUGGCAUUUUUUUUAUGUUGUCAUAUCCUGUCUACUAAUUGUGUGUAACUAUCUUUUGAGGUGGCAAGUGUUGGUUGUUAAGAAGAAAUCAGGCGUUGGGUGUGUCACCUACUAACUGCCCUGAUACAUUACACCAACUCUGACUUUGCUCACAUUACUUUUUAGCCCUUUCAAUUCUACCACCCAUAGUCCUUUUGGAGCUUUCAGCCUGGAUCUGAGUGCGUGGAAACGUGGAACUGCCCGGAUCAUGGGGAAUGCCGCAGGGAGCAUGGAUAUGUUGCAGCCCCGAGAUACAAAGACACAGCCGGGGUCUGGGACACCCCCUCAAAAACAAAAAGAGACAACACCUCAAAAAAUGCCAAGACCAAAUUCGGUGGAGCUGGAAGAGAAAUUCAACGUGGUUUUGAAAACCAUGAACCUUCCUCCAGAUAAGAUAAAUGUUCUUCGUCAGUACGACCAAGACAAGAAAUGGGAACUGGUGUGUGAUCAGGAGCGAUUUCAAGUUAAAAACCCGCCAGAAACAUAUAUACAGAAGUUGAGGACCUACGUAGAUACAGGAGGGAUCAGUCGAAAGUUCAAGAGACAUACGCAAGAGUCCACUCAGGUCCUUCGAGAGCUGGAGACCUCACUUCGGACAAAUCAUAUCGGGUGGGUGGAGGAGUUUCUGAGCAAGGAAGUCGGUGGCCUUGAUGUGCUGGUGGAUUAUCUUGCCUUUGCACAAUGUUCCUUCACGCAAGUAUUGCCCAGGAAUGAUGCAGAAGGCUCGGAGAAUGGAACAGUUGAGAGAAAAAAAGUUUUGCAUAGAUCCUUGGAGGACAUCCGCAAGUCUUCUGCCUCUUCAAGUCCCUCAAGUACCCCCUCCCGUUUACGGAACCUGACCACCAGAUUCGUACAUGGCCGGGCAACACUGAAGAACUCCAAACAUUAUAACGCAAAGGACGAUGUCCACAUUUGUAUCAUGUGUCUCCGGGCAAUCAUGAACUACCAGUCGGGAUUCAGCAUGGUCAUGUCUCAUCCCGCCUGUGUUAACCAAAUCACCCUGAGCCUCAGCAUUAAAAACGCCCGGACAAAAGCCCUUGUCUUGGAACUUCUUGCAGCUGUUUGUCUGGUUCGAGGUGGACAUGAACUAAUUCUCUCAGCUUUCAACUAUUUCAAGGAGGUCUGUGGUGAAAAAUCGCGAUUUGAGAAGCUCAUGGAAUAUUUCCGAACAGAAGAUUCAAACAUUGACUUUAUGGUGGCCUGCAUGCAGUUCAUCAAUAUAGUGGUUCAUUCUGUGAAAAACAUGAAUUUUCGAGUCUUCCUUCAAUAUGAGUUCUCCCUCCUAGGGCUGGAUGAGUAUCUGGAGACCCUAAAAAGUACAGAAAGUGAACGUCUGCAGGUACAGAUACAGGCCUAUCUGGAUAAUAUCUUCGAUGUGAAUAACCUCUUGGAGGACUCAGAUACCAAGCAUGAGAUGCUGGACCAUGUUGAAGACCUGCAGGGGCAUUUGGCUCACCUCACAGAGAAGCUUCAGAGUACAGAGAAUGAAUAUAUGAGGACGGUGGCUGAGCUAGAAAAACAGCUUGACCAAACUCGCAAGGAGUUGUCUUCUGCAAGAGAGCAGAAGACAUCCAAUUCUUUGCCGGUCAUUCAACAUGUUGUGCAUAGGAGAGAGACAGGUGAUAGGGGAGUACUGUGGGUGGAACCUGCUGGAGAUACCUGUACAGAAGACUCUCCAACAGUUAAUGUCUCACCGAGGUCACCAUCAGCCCGCAUCAAUGCAUCAGAUUCAUCACAUACUUUCAGGAUCAGCACAGUAUCCUCAUCUGUCUCGAUCUCAGGUGCAACACUGGAAAGUCUAGAUACUACUAAAGACUCUGUAUGCCAUCCUUCUUUUUCAUCUUCAGCCUCUGAAUCCAUAAUUACUUUAGCCAUGUCUUCAUCAUUAUCAGAGCCCAUAAGUAUUCCUUCUCCUCCUCCUUUACCAGAGUCUGAGAUUAACACUAUCCCUGCUUGCUCACCUGAUCCUGGGUCUGAGGUAUCAGUGAUUACAAAUAUUCCUGUACCCCCUCCACUGCCAGGGUUAGAUGACACCAACAUCCCUGCAGUUCCAGAAAUUGGGAGAGAGAUUGACUCUCCUCCUCCUCCUCCACCCCUUCCUGGAACAGUUACUGGACCUCCCACACCUCCACCUCCUCCUUCAAUCUCUACAGGACCUCCACCACCCCCACCACCACCUCCUCCUUCUUCAGGUUCUGGUGGACCUCCUCCACCACCACCACCUCCUCCUUUAGGUUCCGGAGGACCUCCCCCUCCUCCACCACCUCCUGUCUUUGGAUCUGCCCCUCCACCUCCAUUAACAGGUCAACCACCAGCCUCUUUAGGAACAGGCAUGAGUAUAAAGAGACCAGUCCAGACUAAGCUACGGAUGCAAGUCCUUAACUGGAUGCCACUGAAACCAACACAAAUCAAUGGGACAGUUUUUACACAGCUGGAUGAUGAGAAAGUGCUCCAGGAACUUGACAUGAGUGACUUUGAAGAGCAAUUUAAGACCAAGGCCCAAGGUCCCAGUGAAACUAAUUUUUCCCAGAGAAUAAAAGCGGCUCAGAAAAAGCCAAGCAAGGUGACGCUGAUUGACCCAAAUCGUGCCAAGAAUCUUGCAAUAACCUUGAAGAAGGGAGGCCUCGCUCCCGAAGCUAUUACCACAGCCAUCAAGAACUAUGAUAUGCAGGCCAUCAACUUGGAUUUUCUGGAGCUUCUGGCUCGAUUUCUGCCAUCAGACUAUGAGCGACAGCAGAUUUCACGAUAUUUGAAAGAUCAGAAACCCUUGGAUGACCUCGGUUCAGAAGACAGAUUCAUGGUCCACCUCUGUUCCAUUCCUAGGCUGUCUGAGAGGGUUAACACCAUGACUUUCAUUUCCAGCUUUCCCGAUACUACAGCUCGUCUGACACCGCAACUUAAUGCAUUGAUUGCUGCCUCCAUGUCAAUCAAAUCUUCGGAGAAGCUGAAAGGAGUCCUAGAGCUGGUUCUGGCAUUUGGGAAUUACAUGAAUAGCAGUAAGAGAGGGGCGGCCUAUGGAUUCCGGCUGCAGUCUCUGGAUGUGCUCCUGGAGACCAAAUCUACAGACCGAAAGCAGACGUUGUUACAUUAUCUGGUGCGUGUGAUCCUCGAGAAGUAUUCUCAUUUGUCUAACUUCCAUUGUGACCUUAAUUUUUUGGAAAAGGCUGCAUUAGUGCCUCUGGAAUCCAUAAUGGUGGAAGUGCGGUCCCUCCAGGCUGGGAUGGAACAAGUCCAAAAGGAAUUUACAAAGCAAGAUGACAGCCCGGCUCUUAAGAACUUCAUAAAAACCAACAUGGAUGUCAUGUCAAAGCUUACAGGAGAUGCCAAGACUGCACAGGAGGCCUAUGCUACUGUUGUGGAAUAUUUUGGAGAGAAUUGCAAAAACACCCCUCCAUCCAACUUCUUCCCCUAUUUUGUGCGUUUUGUGAGAGGUUACAAGAAAGCGGAGAAAGACCUUGAGCUCUGGAAGAAAGAGGAGACCUCAGAAACCGAAGAAAAGACAGAUAGCCCUGGAAAACUGCCACAGUCACCAGCCCUGAAAUCCCCCAUGCCAUCGGUCAAUUUGAUGGCUGAAUUAAACAAGAAGUUGCAGAAGAAAGAGCCACGAUUAUAUGAAGAGAACUGGGCAAUAGAUGAUAUAAUAACAGACUUACAGAAAAAGCCGUAUCGAAGGACCGAUGUAGGUCGACGAAGUGGAAAAAGACAGAAUGGACAGCCAGUAAACACCACAGAUGUAAAUGUGUGAGAGCCUGUGUGUGUGUGUGUGUGUGUAAAACCAGCAAAUCAACUAUCCCGCUGGACCUUUUGACAUUUCACACUAUGCAUCUGGCUCGAGGGGUGGGAGAGAUGGAAGUUAAGAAUAGAAGAUCUGAUGUGUAUAAAAUGACUAAUGCUUUGCCUACAAUACCAAAGGGCGUCUAUGCGAAAGGAAUUCUUAGAUGCCCAUUCUGCUGUGUGCUCGUGAAAUACGUCACAACAUUGCUUCUUCUGCCAGACUACCCUUUAAAUAAUAAUGAGACGGACAGGAGACUGACAUCCACCAUGUGCCAGAGGUCCCAGGCUACGGCCUGAAAUGCUUGAUUCAAUGCAACUGCAGGGUGCACCAUCAACUUGUAUUGACGGUCUCCCAUGUAUUAUUUGGAUAUCUGCCAAACAUCUCCUGGAUAUUUUUAAAGGGCUUUAAAAAAAACAAAAAAACGUAAAUGUGCAUAUAUCUAGUUGUGGUAUAAAAAUGUCAUCGUCAAAAGCGUAAUAUCAAAUGAAUAAGAGCCUGACAUUUUAAUGAAAGAAGCACAUCUUAUUGAAACGCACAUGAUUAAUCCUGCAAAAAAAACAAAAGAUCAUUAUACUCAGCAUAUUUAUUUGUAUUAUUAGCCGUGUGACUGCAAAAUCCACAUUGUUCUUUGCUCAUUCAAAUAUGGCUAUAAGUAUCUCUUUUCUUGGUUACAGUAUUAGUAGGAUUGUGUAAAUAAUUGUGAUAUAAGAGAUUUGGAUUGGAGAAAAGAAAAAAAAAUAGUGAUGCCGCCACCAGCUCAAGAACUCAAAGACUCAGAAGAGUCACAAGUUAUCAUGGACCUGUCUACAGUAGUUGGAGAGUGUCUGGAUCAGUCGGGUCUCUUUAACAUCUUUCUUGUGAGUCCAUAAGUGUCUUCACACUGACUAAAGUAAUAUGUGGUCCUGAGAUAUUCAAUGUUUGAAUGCCACUGGGCCCUCAAAAUCCCCCACAGAUAUAAACAAUACCCAAGAGAAAGCUAGUUUGUAGAAUCAUUUAUGCCACAUGUCUAUAUUCUGCUAAGUACUGUAAGGGUGUAUUGAUUUAUAUUCUAUCAUCUAUGAAAUGGAUCAUGACUCUACUGUUUUACUUUGUCCACUAAGUAGAUGUAAUGUGCAAGCCUUCUAGAGCACUCAAAUCUCGUCUUUAUAUAAUUUCCUUAUAUGAGCCUGUAGGGCUCUGUAUAAACUCACACUAGUCCAAAUGGAUGAUUGAGUGGUCUACAAAAGGUUGCACUUUAAAUACAUUUAGUUACCUAACAAAUUCUACACUGCUACACUUUACCUCCAGUGAAAAAUUCACCAUACUCGGGUUUGUGAGAGUUAUUCACUAAAAUAAGAAUUCAAAGUGAAUUAAAAGUGAAAUGUUGGUCAAAAUAGCCUAAAUAGAAACAUUCUCUAAGUCCUCUAUUCCAGUUCAUCUUCUCUGGCCUUAAAUUAGAAAUCCACUUCGAUUUCACUUUUUAGUAAAUAACCCUAUAAAUAUCCACUGACAUUUGAUGCAAACUGUGUCCCACAAAUGUCUCAAAACCAUCUAUGCCAGUGUUCUCCAACCCAGUCCUCGUGGACCACCAAGAAUCCAGGAUUUAUGUAUAUCCCAGUUUUAUUCCUAUGGAGAUACUGCUAAAACCUGGACUGUUGGUGGUCCAUAAGAACUGGGCUGGAGAACACUGAUCUAUACUACGUGGCCCUAACCUGCUUUCCUUCAAUUAUACACCAUGCUUGCUCAUUCAAUACCACUAUAUUGCUAUCAGUGUAUCAAGUUAUCAUGUGAAUAGCCAAAUUAAAAUUGAUUGAGUUCUCAGUAUUUUUCCCUCACUAAAACGAAGUUAGAAUCUCAAACUUCUCCAACUAAUUGCCACCAAAAUGAGGGAGUGGGAGUACGUAAACAUUUCACUAGUAGAAAGGUAGGUCAAUGUUCUCAAAGUGGAGCAAUUGCCACGGAAACCUGUGGCUGGUGCACUUCUAGAACUCUGACCUAUUUUUCUACUAGUGACAUUUUUAUGAACCUUCCUCCGUAUGUCAACUAGGCCAUUUCAUCUGUGACUGGACAGGAAACAACUACCGUAAUUCAUUUGCGAUCAGGCAGGAUACACAUAUGAGCUUUGAUAGGUUCACAUUGUAGAGGUAAUAAAUGGAUUGGGGUACAAUUUUACUUUUUAUGCUUAACUCUUACAGUGGGAGUUCAGUGCACAGUAAGAAGAUGAUUAAAAUACACUGAUUUAUAAAUUCACCAUGCCCUGCUUACAUAUGAGAUAUAUUAUUUUUUUUAAAUACUUUGUAUAUUAAGUAAA